Molecule: messenger RNA, 964 nt
Organism: Suricata suricatta (meerkat)
Lineage: Eukaryota; Metazoa; Chordata; Mammalia; Carnivora; Herpestidae
Gene: NPPC
Product: natriuretic peptide C
Exons: 3
Coding region: 82-462 (126 amino acids)
Biological process (GO): receptor guanylyl cyclase signaling pathway; cGMP biosynthetic process
Cellular component (GO): extracellular region
Molecular function (GO): hormone receptor binding; hormone activity
Source: RefSeq, a predicted model, not a curated record
CCGCGCUCGCCUGCCCGUCCGCCCGCCGGCCCCUUGCGCCCUCGCCGCUGCGGGUCUGCGCCGCUCCACCCUGACGGCACCAUGCACCUCUCCCAGCUGCUGGCCUGCGCCCUGCUGCUCAUGCUGCUCUCGCUCCGGCCCUCUGAAGCCAAGCCCGGGGCUCCGCCGAAGGUCCCGCGAACUCCGCCAGGGGAGGAGCUGGCCGAGCCCCAGGCUGCGGGCGGCGGUCAGAAGAAGGGCGACAAAACUCCCGGGGGCGGCGGCGCCAACCUCAAGGGCGACCGGUCGCGACUGCUCCGGGACCUGCGCGUGGACACCAAGUCGCGGGCGGCGUGGGCCCGCCUUCUGCACGAGCACCCCAACGCGCGCAAACACAAGGGAGGCAACAAGAAGGGCUUGUCCAAGGGCUGCUUCGGCCUCAAGCUGGACCGGAUCGGCUCCAUGAGCGGCUUGGGAUGUUAGUGUGGCGACCCCUGGCGGCGGAUCGGGAACUUGCUCCGUUUUGCUGAGGUCAUUCUUGGUCAUCAGCCUCACAGCAUCUGGAAGCAUCCAACGCAAUGUGGCUUUUACAUUUCUUUUUUUUUUUCCUGGUACUGGGAAUACACAACACCAGCUGUUUUAUUAUUAUUUGGGAAGGGGGUAUGAUUUUAUUGUUUGAUUUUUUUUGAAAAUGAAAAAUAAAAAGUUAUAUAUUAUAUAUAUAUUAUAUACAUGAAACACACACACCUACACCCACGUGAUGACAAGGGACAGUUUUUAAGAGACUGACAAAAUCAGCUGUAAAACAUUGCUGUUUGUAAAUUCAUGUCAUGCAUAAAUGUAUUUAUGUUGUAAAGCUAUUUAAAUUGUUUAUAAAGAGAUAUUUAUAAAAAUUUUAUUUAUGUAACUAAAUGAAAGAAGUCAAUCAUUGUAAUGUUUUUGUCUUAACUAGUUGAAAAAUGUAAAAAAAAAGCCAUUCCAUGAA